UUGUUAAAGUACUCCGUGGUCAGUUUGAACUGGCCGAUGUUCUAGUUACGAAUGUUACGUUGACGUGAUGCUGUCAGUCUGUCAGUAGGCAGCUGCCAUGACGCGAGUCGGCACACAAAACCAAUUUCAGGUUUCAGUAAGGCCGAAAAGUGCUGAUUUCCGUCGUUUUAUUUGUAUACUAUCUUUUGUUACACUUUUAGCUAUCGUAUACUUGAUUAUAAAAACUCCAAUCGAUUCAUUAGAUGAUCCUUCUGAUCAGUUUUUAGUUAAGAACAUACCGGCGACUUACACGAAACUAGAAGGUAUAGAUCCGGAUGAGAGAGAUGUGUUUGAAGGUUUUAGGACAUCUUUUUUGCCAGAAGAAGAGAUAAUGUUAGCGCAGAGGAUAUCUAAAAGAGAUGUUUACAAUGGUAAUGUGACAAGUGACAGUUUCAUUUGGGGGAUUGUGGACAAUCAAUACGAUACACCGAAUCGUGUUAAGCGUAAAAGUCAUUUUACUUCUAAGGACUAUGAUAGACAGAGUCAUACGACACAAAGUAGCGCAGGAGAUGAAUAUUACGAUGAUUACAUUGACGACUACAGUGAAGAUGCUGAGCUUGGAAAUGCAGAUAUCAACAAGAAUCAUGAAAAAAAUGCGAUAUUUCAAGAGCAGUAUGUAGACAGAGGACCAUUGGACGACGUGGUGGAGCAAGUAAGGAGGCAGCCAGAGUUAGAAGAAGGUGAAAUGGGUUCCUCUGCGCAUUUAUACAAGCCUUCCAAAUCCCAUACGGGUAUUCAUGCCUUCUGGAAAGGUGAAGGUGAUCGGUUAACAAUAAGAAAAACACAAGCAAUAAUAAUGAAACGAUAUAUGGAUGCCGAAGCGGACCCGUGUCAGGAUUUCUAUCAAUAUGCGUGUGGUAAUUGGGCGUCUCUGAAUCCGAUACCAGCUGACAAAGCGGGUGUUAUUUUUAGAUACGAUACAUUUGAAAUGCUAAGAGAAAAUUUAGAUACAGUUCUUAAAGAUUUAUUAGAAUUUAAGAGUUGCGAAAAUCUUAAAAGUUCGUAUCCAGGUGAACAUUUAGAUCUUAGUGAGAACUUUUUGACUCAACCAAAUCCAAAUAAAUGUUCAGAUAAACAAAACACGCUGUUUAAUGUACCGAGAAGAGGAAAAAUUUUUAAAGGGCAUGAUAAAAUUAUUAGUGAUUGUGCUACUAGUAAAAAAAUAAAGAAAUUGAUUGAACCUUACCAAGAGUAUUCGGAUAUUAUUAGUCGUAUUCGUCGAUACUUGGACCAAAAGCCUAAACAGAUAACUGGAGUUGGUAAGAAAACUAAAUAUGGAGUGCGUAGUAAUCUAGCAAACAAUAUUGUAUCAAAAAUUGAUAAACAAAAAUCAAAGAACACGAAACACAAAUUUGAUAAAAGAAAAAGGGCCACACAAGAAAGUACUAAGAAAACUCACGUUGGUAGAAAACUACAGAUGUAUUAUACAAGAGUGAAAAAGAAACAUAACCAUGGAAAGCCAGUUAAGUUAACGCGAGAUGCAACAUUAAUGAAACCAAAUGAUCCCGCGAACGGCGAUGCGGCAUUAAAAUCAAGAUUCUUAUUUGCGUCCUGCAUGAAUCAUGAAAUUUUGGAGAAACGUGGUCAUCAACCAUUGCUGGAUUUACUUAACCUGCUCGGUGGUUGGCCGAUAUUGAACCAGCAAUGGAACAGCAGUACUUUCGAUUGGUUAGAACUGAUGGCGAAAUUGCGAGUUUACAAUAACGAUAUUUUAAUAUCAGAAUGGGUCGGACCAGAUAUAAAGAAUUCGGAUGAAUUUGUCAUACAAUUUGAUCAGACAAGUUUAGGUCUGCCUACAAGAGACUAUUUUUUGCAAGAAUCAAAUAAAGUGUACUUAGAUGCUUAUAAAACUUACCUGGUAACGAUUGCCAAACUUCUUGGAGGAGAUCCCGAUCAUGUUAGAGUAAGCGCCGAUAAACUUAUUUCUUUUGAAAUUAGUCUCGCUAGAAUAACAUCAGCGCCCGAGGACAGGCGGAACGUAUCUGAAAUUUACAAACGAAUGCCUAUUUCCAAACUUAUAAAACUUGUACCAGAAGUGGAUUGGAUUAAAUAUUUGUGCAUUGUAAUGAACAAAACAAUACAUAAAAAUGAGACGAUCGUAUUAUUUGCACAUACGUAUGUUCUGCAUCUUGUAAAAUUAAUACAAGAGACGGAUGCAGAUACGUUAGCCAAUUACCUUUUAUGGCGAUUUGUGAGACAUCGUGUCAAUAACCUCGAUGAUCGUUUCCAAACUGCAAAACAACAAUUCUAUUACAUCCUCUUCGGUCGAGAAGAAGCACCGCCGAGGUGGAAGAACUGUAUAUCCCAAGUAAACUCUAACAUGGGGAUGGCUUUAGGAUCGAUGUUUGUUCGUAAAUAUUUCGACGAGAUGAGCAAGAACGAUACACUUACAAUGACUAGAGAGAUACAGCAAUCUUUUAGAGAAAUUCUCAACAUGACUGAUUGGAUAGAUUCCGGCACUAAAAAACUAGCUGGACAUAAAGUCGAUUCUAUGAUGCUUAGAAUCGGAUAUCCAGAUUUCAUUUUAAAUACAGAAGAAUUGAACGAAAGAUAUAAAGAAGUUAAGAUUCAUCCUGACAAAUAUUUCGAGAAUAUUUUGAAUAUAUUACAGCAUUUGACAAAGAUGGAACAAUCACGUAUUGGGCAGCCAGUGAACAAAUCAUUAUGGAAUACAGCGCCAGCAGUCGUGAACGCGUACUACAGCCGAAAUAAGAACCAAAUAAUGUUUCCAGCUGGUAUUUUACAGCCGCCUUUCUAUCAUCGUCACUUUCCACGCUCGCUUAACUAUGGCGGCAUUGGUGUUGUUAUAGGUCAUGAGAUCACUCAUGGAUUCGACGACAAGGGCCGUCUUUUCGACUGCGAAGGUAAUCUACACCGCUGGUGGUCGGACCCCGCUAUUGAGGCUUUCCAUCGCCGUGCUCAAUGCCUUAUUGAUCAGUACGGAAGAUACGUGGUUCCUGAAGUCAACAUGAAACUUGAUGGAGUUAAUACACAGGGCGAAAACAUAGCGGACAACGGUGGUGUGAAGCAAGCGUUCCACGCCUACCUCAAAUGGCUGAAGACACACGGCUCAGAAGACGAGACUCUACCCGGCCUCAAUCACACGCACACGCAAUUGUUUUUUCUUAAUUUUGCUCAGGUUUGGUGCGGGGCAAUGCGACCUGAAGCAAUGAGGAAUAAACUGAAGACAGCUGUCCACUCCCCUGGCAGGUUUCGCGUCAUCGGCACAUUAUCCAACUCUCAAGACUUCGCCAAUGAAUUCAAUUGUCCACCUGGCUCGCCUAUGAAUCCUAAACAUAAAUGUUCGGUGUGGUGAUAUUAAGGGUUCUCAAAGCCUAAUUGCCUAAUGAUUAUGGCAGUAGGAAACUAGUAAUUUGAACUGUCUACAACUAUGAUACUCUUUGACCGCUGUAAACUCUGGUUAAGAAGUGUAAUGUGAAAGCCUUAUAUUAAAUUAUUUAUGUACAAUUAUUUAGGCUUUGUAAAUGCGAUAGGUAUUUUAUAUGAUUAUUAUGUUUAGAGUAAGUAUAUUUCUUUUUUAAUAUACGAGUAUUU
Messenger RNA from Papilio polytes (common Mormon), 3594 nucleotides. It is a transcript of the gene Nep4, whose product is annotated as endothelin-converting enzyme 1-like. The transcript has 13 exons. Gene Ontology annotation, molecular function: metalloendopeptidase activity. Gene Ontology annotation, biological process: protein processing. The record is from RefSeq and is a predicted model, not a curated record. The coding region runs from base 98 to 3355 and encodes 1085 amino acids. Gene Ontology annotation, cellular component: plasma membrane. Lineage: Eukaryota; Metazoa; Arthropoda; Insecta; Lepidoptera; Papilionidae.